Clunio marinus is the source of this 768-nucleotide messenger RNA. The record is from the annotation of a GenBank genome assembly. Lineage: Eukaryota; Metazoa; Arthropoda; Insecta; Diptera; Chironomidae.
UUGUGUCAUCGGUUGCUGUAAACAAAAUUUUGACUUGAAAUCUGACAAAAUAAAAAAUAACAAAAGUAAACGUUUAACGUUUAUAUUUCACACAAAAUGUUGAGAAAUUUGUUUUCGUCGGCUCUUAGGAAGAAUAUUUUGAAGUCUUUGAGCACAACCUCAGCGGAACAAGUCAGUGAAAACAAAAUUACUGAAAUCUUGCGAAAUAAAUUUCCUGAAUCACAUGUCAAAGUUGAAGAUAUAUCGGGUGGAUGUGGAGCUAUGUUUGAAGUUCACAUAGUUUCCAAUCAAUUCAAGAAUUUAUCAACAGUCAAACAACAUCAAAUGGUGAAUUUAGCACUCAAAGGUGAAGUAAAGCAAAUGCAUGGAAUAAGAAUUUUCACUCAAGCACAAUAACAAAAAUCCUUCAUGUUUCGUAGUAAUGAAGAAACCGACUUAUAACAUUUAGUAAAUAAAAUUCAAGAAUUAAAAAUUCCCUGACAUCUGUUUAAUCGUUUAUCUGCAGAAUUAACAAACCUAAAAGAACUUAUAAAGAACUAUCCAAAUUUCAAUUUUAUCCCUUAUUAAAAAUAUCACCAUAUGAGACCCAAGUGUUAUUAUAGAAUUUUGGAUUACUUCUCGGAUCAGCAAAGAGUGUCCGACGGUUAGGCGGUGCAUUAGUUUUAAUUUUAAUCAAUCUUUGAUUUAAUUUCUUUAAAAUAUUAGGAAACUUAUUAGCGAGGUUUGUUCUCUCGCAUGGAUCCUUAACAAUGUUGAAAAGACACGGCG